Molecule: messenger RNA, 1677 nt
Organism: Galeopterus variegatus (Sunda flying lemur)
Lineage: Eukaryota; Metazoa; Chordata; Mammalia; Dermoptera; Cynocephalidae
Product: filamin-B-like
Exons: 12
Biological process (GO): actin cytoskeleton organization
Molecular function (GO): actin filament binding
Source: RefSeq, a predicted model, not a curated record
AUGGUGAAGCAGCCGGCCAAGUUCACUGUGGACACAAUCAGUGCUGGGCAAGGAGAUGUGAUGGUGUUUGUUGAGGACCCAGAAGGGAACAAAGAGGAGGCACAUGUGACCCCUGACAGCGACAAGAACAAGACAUACUCUGUGGAGUAUCUGCCCAAGGUCACCGGGCUGCACAAAGUCACAGUCCUCUUUGCAGGACAGCACAUCUCUAAGAGCCCAUUUGAAGUGAAUGUUGACAAGGCCCAGGGAGACGCCAGUAAAGUCACUGCGAAAGGCCCAGGGCUGGAAGCUGCAGGGAACAUUGCCAAUAAGCCCACCUACUUUGACAUCUACACUGCAGGAGCUGGUGUGGGUGACAUUGGUGUUGAGGUGGAAGAUCCCCAGGGGAAGAGCACCGUGGAAUUGCUUGUUGAAGACAAAGGAAACCAGGUGUAUCGAUGUGUGUAUAAACCAGUACAGCCUGGCCCCCACGUGGUCAGGGUCUCCUUUGCUGGGGACACCAUUCCCAAGAGUCCCUUUGUUGUGCAGGUUGGGGAAGCCUGCAGUCCAAAUGCCUGCCGGGCCAGUGGUCGAGGCCUGCAGCCCAAAGGCGUCCGGAUCCGGGAGACAGCGGACUUCAAGGUUGACACCAAAGCUGCUGGAAGUGGGGAGCUCAGCGUAACUGUGAAGGGUCCUAAGGGUCUGGAAGAGCUGGUGAAGCAGAAAGGCUUUCUGGAUGGGGUCUAUGCCUUCGAGUAUUACCCCAGCACCCCGGGGAAAUACAGCAUUGCCAUCACAUGGGGGGGACACCACAUUCCAAAGAGCCCCUUUGAAGUUCAAGUUGGCCCUGAAGCAGGCAUGCAGAAAGUCCGUGCUUGGGGCCCUGGCCUCCAUGGCGGAAUUGUCGGGCGGUCAGCAGACUUCGUGGUGGAGUCCAUUGGCUCUGAAGUGGGGUCUCUGGGGUUUGCCAUUGAAGGCCCCUCCCAGGCGAAGAUCGAGUAUGACGACCAGAAUGAUGGAUCAUGUGAUGUUAAAUACUGGCCCAAGGAGCCCGGCGAAUACGCCGUCCACAUCAUGUGUGACGAUGAAGACAUCAGGGACAGCCCAUACAUGGCCUUCAUCCACCCGGCUACAGGAGACUACAACCCAGAUCUGGUCCAAGCAUAUGGGCCAGGUUUGGAGAAAUCUGGGUGCAUUGUCAACAUCCCAGCCGAAUUCACCGUGGAUCCUAAGGAUGCUGGAAAAGCUCCCUUAAAGAUAUUUGCUCAGGAUGGGGAAGGUCAGCCCAUUGACAUCCAGAUGAAGAGCCGGAUGGAUGGCACGUACUCCUGCUCAUACACCCCAGUUAAAGCCAUCAAGCACACCAUUGCUGUGGUCUGGGGAGGUGUGAACAUCCCACACAGCCCCUACAGGGUCAACAUUGGGCAAGGUAGCCAUCCCCAGAAGGUCAAAGUGUUUGGUCCAGGUGUGGAGAGAAGUGGUCUGAAAGCAAAUGAGCCUACUCACUUCACAGUGGACUGUACCGAGGCUGGGGAAGGUGACGUCAGCGUUGGCAUUAAGUGUGAUGCCCGGGUGUUAAGUGAGGAUGAGGAAGAUGUGGAUUUUGACAUUAUUCACAACGCCAACGACACGUUUACAGUCAAAUAUGUGCCUCCUGCCGCCGGGCGAUACACUAUCAAAGUUCUCUUUGCAUCUCAG